Molecule: messenger RNA, 237 nt
Organism: Ilex paraguariensis (yerba mate)
Lineage: Eukaryota; Viridiplantae; Streptophyta; Magnoliopsida; Aquifoliales; Aquifoliaceae
Source: the annotation of a GenBank genome assembly
AUGUGCAUCAAUUGCUAUCGUGAUUGGAACACAAGAUCAGAGUCCUGCCCCUUUUGUCGAGGUAGCUUGAAGAGAGUGAAGUCACGAGAUUUAUGGGUUCUCACUUGUAGUGAUGAUGUGGUUGAUGCUGACAUAGUUUUGAAGGAGGACCUCUUCCAUUUCUACCUCUACAUGAACAACCUGCCUAAAGAUUACCCAGAUGACCAUUUCUUAAUGCAUUAUGAAUACCUAAUAUGA